AUGAUGAUGGUGACUGUGCGGCGCCGCGUGGCGUGCGACCUGCUGGUCCUUGCGCUCUUGUGCUGCUGCUGCUUGUCCGUCUGCAGGGCUACUGCUUCGGAGGUGAAUUCUACCAUUGCGCCGGCAAAACCAUUGGCUGAUGUGGUAGUGUUUUGUCCGGGGACUGACGGUAAGUUGCGUUGGCGAUUUCAAGGCGAGAAGGACUGGCGAAAGUGUGCGAGGAGGCCCGAAGAAGCCCCGGAAGUCAAUGGUUACUGCGCACGGCUAUGCAAUUUCGCUGGAGACAUAUACAAGGAACCCGAAAUUACCAGACUGUGCAAUUCUGCCAGUAAUAAGAAUUUUGUUGCCUUCCAUAUGUCAUUUGAGAAGCACGAGGAUCUAAAAACCUGCAGUUUGGUGGAGGCACCCGAAGACUCCAGUCAGUCGUCCUCCGCCUCAUCCGGCGACACCACCACUGUGUGGGUGCGCACGCCUCUGCUGCCGCUGCUGCUCGUCACCGCCCUUGUCUGUGCUGCUGUGCGGUGA
Molecule: messenger RNA, 525 nt
Organism: Trypanosoma cruzi
Lineage: Eukaryota; Euglenozoa; Kinetoplastea; Trypanosomatida; Trypanosomatidae
Exons: 1
Coding region: 1-525 (174 amino acids)
Source: RefSeq, a predicted model, not a curated record